Molecule: messenger RNA, 1545 nt
Organism: Thermochaetoides thermophila DSM 1495
Lineage: Eukaryota; Fungi; Ascomycota; Sordariomycetes; Sordariales; Chaetomiaceae
Product: putative allantoate protein
Exons: 6
Coding region: 1-1545 (514 amino acids)
Biological process (GO): transmembrane transport
Cellular component (GO): membrane
Molecular function (GO): transmembrane transporter activity
Source: RefSeq, a predicted model, not a curated record
AUGUCGUCAACAUCGGGAAGAAAUACUCCCAUCAAGGAUGAGAAACAGGAGAGGGAGCUUAUCGUUGACACCAGUAAGCCCUCGGUCAACUACAGCCAUGGUGAAGUCGACAAUGCGUGGAAGUAUUUGGACCAGCACCGCGAUGACGCCAAGGUCGACGCGCAGAUCGACCUGGCGAAGCUGCGCCGCAAGAUCGACUUGCGGAUCGUGCCGCUUAUGUUCCUGUGCUACACACUGCAGUUUCUGGACAAGGUCAUUCUGAAUUAUGCCGCUGUCAUGGGCAUUCACAAGGACCUCAAUCUCCAGGGCAAUGACUUCUCCAACGUCGCUACCUUCCUCUUUGUGGGCCUGCUGUGCUUUGAGAUUCCUAACAUCUACUUUCUCCAAGCCGUCCCGGCUGCAAAAUGGCUAGGCCUGAACGUCGCCCUCUGGGGCACGGCUACUGCCUGCGGUGCUGCCGCAAAGAACUACCAGACGCUUCUCGUCUCUCGCGUCUUUCUGGGCAUAUUUGAGGCGACUAUCGCGCCCUCACUCAUGCUCAUCAGCAGCCAGUGGUACACCAAGUCGGAACAGGCUCCGCGAUUCUCCUUCUGGUACACUGGCCUUGGCCUUGGCCAGAUCGUUGGCGGUCUGGUGUCAUUUGGCUUCCAACACAUGGGGCCUGAAGCGAAGUUGGCGGGCUGGAGAACUAUGUUCCUUACUCUGGGUGUGAUUACUGUCAUUGUGGGCAUUUGUGUCAUUAUCUUCCUGCCGGAUACUCCGAUGAAGGCGAAGUGGCUGUCGGAUCAGGAGAAGGUUGCGCUGUUGAAGCAUGUUAGCGUCAACCAGACCGGUGUUGAGAACAAGAAGUUCCGGGCGAAGGAGAUUGUCGAGGCGUUGAUGGAUCCGCAGAUUUACCUGCUGCUGCUGUCUGUUAUUCUGCUCUCUGUCUCCUCCGGUGUCGUUACCAGCUACUCUGCGACUCUUAUCCGCAACCUAGGCUUCACUCCUAAGAAGGCCGCUCUCAUGAACACUCCUUCGGGCGUGGUCAGCAUUUUCUUUACUCUUUACGUCGGUUUCGGCAUCCGCCUGCAGUCUCACCGCUGGGCGUUCAUUGUCUCGUGCAUCAUUCCUGCGAUCAUUGGCGGCGCCCUCAUGUCCUUCUUGCCUGUCACUGACAAGGCUGGCUGCUUGGCUGGUAUUUACCUUGUCAAUGCCGUCGUUGCUCCGCUUGCCAUCUUCUACAACUGGACAAUGGCCAACGUAGCCGGCUCGACCAAGCGUGCCUUCGCAGCCGCCAUCAUCUCCGGCUCCUUCUCGCUUGGCAACAUCAUCGGCCCGCAGACCUUCCAGGCGCGCGACGCCCCUGAGUACCGUCCCGCCAAGCUCGCUGUCAUGGGCACCCAGGCCGGCUGCGCUUUCACCACAUUUUGCUUGUUCUUGUAUUACGUCUGGCAGAACAAGAGUCGUAACUCCGAGGCCGAGACCGAGGAUGCCUUCUUGGCGCCGGAGACUUGGGCUCGGAUGACGGAUAAGGAGAAUAAACGGUUUAGGUACUCUUACUAA